This is a messenger RNA of Fulvia fulva, 1575 nucleotides long. RefSeq lists its product as uncharacterized. The record is from RefSeq and is a predicted model, not a curated record. The transcript has 3 exons. Lineage: Eukaryota; Fungi; Ascomycota; Dothideomycetes; Mycosphaerellales; Mycosphaerellaceae. Gene Ontology annotation, biological process: proteolysis. Gene Ontology annotation, molecular function: cysteine-type endopeptidase activity. The coding region runs from base 1 to 1575 and encodes 524 amino acids.
AUGAUGGUCAGCCCAACAGCCUCGCCGGGUGUGACUGGCGUGGCCAACGAGAACAAUCUGGACCAGUCGACGCAGGAACAACUGCGCAUGAUCUGGGAGGAUCGCAUGCAGCAUCCGAGCAGAGGUAUACCCCAUGAACAAACAUCAGUACUUCUGAUGUCGUGGCAUCCUAACAUUGAUGACCUGGAAGUUACCAGAGAGGUCGACAAGCUCGAGACCACCUUUCGCAAGGACUACGGCUUCGAAGUUGAACGCACGAUACUCCCGGCUGGGAAGCCGCAGCAGAAGAUGUUAUCCAACCUGGCCUCGUUUGUGGAGAAGCAUGACAAGAAGCGCUCGCUCUUGAUCAUAUACUACGCGGGCCAUGGCAACGGAGGCGUAGGUGUGAAGGAUGGCGAUCUUGUCCUGGAUGGACGCCUACGGCCGGGCGACCCAGAAAGCAGCAGAGAGAGCAUCGUGUGGUCAGAAGUAGAGUCGGCAAUUCGUGGUGUGACAGAUGCAGAUGUACUGCUGGUCUUCGAUUGCUAUCACGCUGGCCGAUUGUGCCGUCCUCUUGUCCGUUCAGCUACUCCCUCAAGUCACUACGACAUUCUUGGCGCCUGCUCCGACAAUCAGGUCACACCAAAGGGCGGCGACACCUCUUUCACCUCCUCACUAAUCUGGGCACUGGAAGAACUUUCCAAGCUCAAAAGGUCUUUCACGAUCUCUCAACUACGUGGCAAGAUCAUGCAGGGCCCAAAUUUCCCAAAGGAUCAGAUACCAGCCCUGUCGCCACGAGAGGAUCGAGACACAUAUGGCGAGGUCUACCUGUCACCUAUCGGAGCACAACGAGCAACGGGCAAUAUCACCCCAGUUGAAGGGGAUCGAGGGAAAACUUCAGACCGAGCAUAUCUUGACCUGCGCCUUUACUUUGAUAGAGAUGCCGACAAGGAGCACAUAGGCAGAACCGCUGACGCCUUCAAGAUCUUCCGAGAGGAUCCGAAGCAGGAUCAUUUGGGGCUCAAGAGAGUCGAGCUUCUGGGGAGGUAUACCACCAAGGAGCAGCUCAUCAUUCGUUUCAUGGACACGCUCCUGGAUCGGGUGGAUCGUAAGAAGUUGUCUGUCGUGAAGCAAGCCACCGCAGAGGCUGUGUCCUCGGUCCUUGGGUCCGAGCAUGACCUGGGAACAGUAGAGGAUCCCCCGCAUACCAACGAUCAGACUGCUAGAGUGGCUCAACUGGUGCUAGGCGACCAACUGCCACGAGACGAAGGCAAUCGUCACCUGGCUCCCCCGUCCACAAGCAGGCCAGUCAGCUCCAUCGAUGGACAGCACCCAGAAAGCGCCACAACCCUUCAAGAUGAGGACACCUCUCGGAUCCUACCAGAUACGGCUGAACAAACACGACCUUCCCACCUCAAGGCUAUGGGUCGUGAAGUCCGCAAAAUGGCGAUGAAGCUGUCGUGUUGGCAUGGGACUGAAGAGAUCGCACAGUCAGCAAGAGCCCACGAAGUAGAUUCAGACCGUCAACACCACCCAGUGUUGAAGGUCGAACGACCACAACCUUCAGAAGCCUCAUCGCUGCACGGCAAGGAAUGA